CUCGUAGAUCACCCCCUGGCUGCGAUGACUCCUCAGAGUGCGGAUAGUGCUAGUGAUAGUGAUAAGCGACGCGUAUAAUAGCGUCUAUUUUGGUGGGCGGCGUGGACCCGUCUUCAUCCAGGAUGUGGUUCAGACAAGCCUGCAGAAGGCUUGUCAAUGCCAGGGCGCACGCUCUUCCUCCUGCUCGGACUCUGUCGACCUCCUCUCGCUCUGCUUUCCGUACUUCUCGACUCUUUCGAAUUGGUUUGGCAAGUGGAGGUGUCCUGACUGCCUCCGUGUUGCUCGGGAAUGCUGUUGGUACCAUUCAUGCUGAUGCUGCCCAUUCUGAGGGCAAGACGGAUUCCGAACGACACAAGACGCCUUUGUCUGCUUUAAUCAGAACUUAUGCGGUGUAUACUAUGUGUUCGAUACCGCCUCUCGUGGACUAUUCGCCGGCCAUCCUUUCUGCGCUGUCCUCGGUACCAGGACUGAAGCAAUUUACGGAGGCAUUCGUCCGGGCGACGUUCUUUAACCAGUUCGUCGGUGGAGACACAGCAGAAGAUGCGGUCCCGGUGAUUGAGAAACUCCGGUCGGACAACAUUGGUAGCCUAUUCGUGUAUAGCGUCGAGGUCGACGAGGCCCAGGCAACGGGUCAAGCGAAACACGACAGGGAGACGGAACAGACUAUGCACAAGCACAUCGUUGCGGAGACUCUUCACUGCAUUGACGUCGCGGCGGAUUUCGAAGACAAGCACUCGGGCAACAAUGGAACAAGCGUGACUGGACGGAAGACUUGGGUUGCGAUCAAGCUGAGCGCUAUGCUACCUCGUCCAGAGACUCUGUACAAUUUCUCGAAACACCUGGUGGCCAGCCGCCCUGCAGCCUCGCCACCGAUCCCAUUCCCUGGCCGGCCGCUCCCCACGGACUUCAAUAUCCUCUCUUCCAAUUUGCCACCGGAUAGCCCUCUCUCGAGCGCAGAUACAGCGGACUUGCAGGAACUGCUUGAGGACCUCCGUUUGAUCGGUGCACGAGCCAAGGCGCGAAACGUACGAAUAACUGUCGAUGCGGAGCACAGUUGGUACCAGCCAGCGAUCGACGCGUUCACGCUUGCCCUGCAACGCGAGUUCAACAAGCUGCCGGCUAAACCGUCGUCAUUCUUUCGUUCAUCUGCGCCGUCCGAGCCAGCCAACGUGCAGCCGUUGAUUUACCAGACAUAUCAGGCAUACCUCCGUCGAACACCCGGAUAUUUGAGACAGAGCAUAGCGGCCGCUCGCACCGGAGGCUACGCACUUGGCGUGAAGCUCGUCCGCGGCGCGUAUCAUUCACAGGAAAUAGUGUCGCACGAAGCUGCCCGCAAUGCCUCUGACCCGUCCUCUAGUCACUCGCUCUCUAUCUCGCCCGACCCGCAACCACCGGUAUGGUCCACCAAGCCCGAGACGGACGCAUGCUACAACGAAAGCGUGGUCAUGCUUCUGCAGCAGGUCAGAAAGGACAUCGACGGCGAGGCACCGCGGAUCGGCGUGUUCUUCGGGACGCACAAUUGGGGGAGCUGUGAUUUGAUCCUCGAUCAGCUGCUCAAACUCGGGAUUGCGAGGAAAGAUGAGACUGGCACGGUGGCCAUGCCUGUGGAAACGACCGAGAGAGUUGCGAUCGGACAGUUGUAUGGAAUGUGUGAUGCAUUGUCGAACUCGCUCGUCGAACGGACGCGCUGCGACUCGCCCUUCGUCCUGAAAUACCUCCCUUAUGGCGCUUUGGCUGAGGUCAUGCCCUAUCUCAGCCGCCGUGCGAUUGAAAACAAAACAGUGCUUGGCAAUGGCGGCGCUGCUGAGGAACGCAAGAGAGCUGGCGCGGAGAUAUGGGCGCGACUAUUUGGUUGAAACACGACACUCUAAGCCAGCAUAAUAUGCAUUAUAAUAGGUACUUAUAGCACGUUGGGCUGUUGCUCGCCUGUCAACCUUCUGGGGUUGUAACUCACCAAUAAUGCAAACAGUAUGUUACUGCUCCGUAUCCCUCAUCGUGUUCGCUCUGUAUCCCUCA
Molecule: messenger RNA, 2016 nt
Organism: Laetiporus sulphureus 93-53
Lineage: Eukaryota; Fungi; Basidiomycota; Agaricomycetes; Polyporales; Laetiporaceae
Product: FAD-linked oxidoreductase
Exons: 7
Coding region: 123-1856 (577 amino acids)
Cellular component (GO): mitochondrion
Molecular function (GO): proline dehydrogenase activity; FAD binding
Source: RefSeq, a predicted model, not a curated record